This is a messenger RNA of Paramecium octaurelia, 673 nucleotides long. The record is from the annotation of a GenBank genome assembly. Lineage: Eukaryota; Ciliophora; Oligohymenophorea; Peniculida; Parameciidae.
AUGGGAAUAGACAUAGUCAACUUCUACAGCUCCUAUGGUAGUUAUCACAGCAAUAUAGUGUAAAUUUAUAUAAAUAUCAGAAUGCAGGAACAAGGCCAUACAUUUGGUGUGCAUUCCACUCAUUUUGCUAUCAGCUGUUUAAAUUAUGAACCAUUACUCAUUCACCAUUGACACAGGAUGUUGUCAAUUAAACAUUGGUUUAAUAAUGCUGUUCGUUCUUGCUCUCGUCUACAUGGCUGUAGACCUGGUUAGUGGAGUAAGUUUUUUCUUUUUAUGAUACACCAAAGAUUCUUGCUUCGUCAUUUUAUAUCGCAGUCACACUCUUCCUCAAUUAACGCUUCACCAAUACCGAUGAGGCUUAAUGGAGUAAUCACUUGUAUGUGGCUAUCACCUUCCAAGUCACUUGCUGGAUUUUGUAGUUUGUUGGACAUGGAGUUUUCGAAAGUAAUUCUACCGCACUAUUUUUCUAAUUUUCCUAGAACGUGCCCCUGCCCUUUUGGACAACAUUCUGUAGAUCUUUGUGGCCCCAGACUUCGUGUUCUUGGAAAUAUUGUUCUUUUUAGGUUACAAGCCCCAAAUUCACAAGGCUUGUCAGGCCAAGAUUGAAAGCAGUAUCAAACAAUUCAGAAAUUCGAAGAAAGAAAUUUGAUAUUAUAUUAAAAUUUAAUAUAAU